Messenger RNA from Guyanagaster necrorhizus, 3376 nucleotides. RefSeq lists its product as uncharacterized. The record is from RefSeq and is a predicted model, not a curated record. Bases 254 to 3376 code for a protein of 1040 amino acids. Gene Ontology annotation, molecular function: ATP-dependent DNA damage sensor activity; mismatched DNA binding; ATP binding. Lineage: Eukaryota; Fungi; Basidiomycota; Agaricomycetes; Agaricales; Physalacriaceae. Gene Ontology annotation, biological process: mismatch repair; mitotic recombination. The transcript is spliced from 20 exons. Gene Ontology annotation, cellular component: nucleus.
UAUAGGCACUAGACGGCAGAAAAAACUCAUAGUCGAGAGCAAUACGACAACGACGGUCAGCACGCGCAGACCGUCACUGGAAGGUCUAAAAAAGAAAUUGGGCGUGACAUGACAUAGGUGACGCUAUAUCACGUGGCAAUUGGUUAACUACACAUAAAAAGACUAGAAAAACUCAAACGGUUGUCAACUCUCUUGAUCACAUACUAUUCUCUGCCUGUUUCUGUCACCGUUUUAUCGUGUCCUUUGAAUUCCUAUGAAGAGCGGCUUGCAGUCCCCUCAGGCUAGAAUAUCGUCGUAUUUUUCUCAGGCUUCAAGUUCGAGUUCCAAUAAAGGAGGCAAACAUAGGUCGAGCCCUAUCGACUUGACUGGUGACGCGGACAUUUCAGACAACCAGCCACCUCAAAAGAAACAAAAAAUUGCCGUCCCUUCUCCUGUCCUUUCUCGGACGUUGGAGUGGCAGUAUGCACCCUUCAAUACUGAGGCUACGUCUCCAACCCCCCCGACUGAACGCGAAAUACAUGCAAAGAAGAAACGCCAAGAGGCUUUCAGGAAGAAGUUGUUAGCAGAUGAUCAUCACUUUAGUCGACGAACGUCUGACACGCGUGAACCCGAAAAGGUGCAGGAUGAGGUUGCAGAGUUGUCGGGAGACGAGUCGGACGAUAAGUUCGAGGCAUUGACGAAGAUGUUUUCGGUCGGGGAUCAGAACGCAAAGAAUGUCGCCAGCAAGAAGCCCGUACGCACAAAGAGUGCGCCAAAGGUCAUCGAAGAGAACGGACCAUGCGGGCAGCCGUAUACACCUUUGGAAAAGCAGGUUCUACAGCUCAAAAGGGAGAACCCUAGUACCGUGUUGAUGAUUGAAGUUGGAUACAAGUACAGGUUCUUCGGAGAUGAUGCUAAGGUCGCGAGUAAAGAACUUGGGAUGGUGUCAUUUAACGAUCGCAACUUUCUUGUAGCCUCCAUCCCCUCCCAUAGACGAGACAUACACUUGAAAAAGCUACUAUCGCAAGGUUAUCGAGUUGGGAUUGUGCAACAGACAGAGACAGCUGCUUUGAAGAAAGUCAGUGACAACCGAAACGCACCCUUUGAACGGAAAUUGACUGGCCUAUAUACAGCAACUACAUUUGUGGAUGAUCUCGAUUCUGUAGAUGACGUCGACAAAUAUCUUUCUCCGCCCUUUAUGUGUAUUGUUGAGGAGAAGAGGGGCCGCCACGACGGGGAUGUGCAUAUUGGCUUAAUCAGUAUCUGUCCAAGUACAGGGGACGUUAUAUGGGAUGUGUUUGAAGAUACCCUCAUGCGCCUAGAGCUAGAGACGAGGUUGUCACAUACAAAACCUGCCGAGUUACUAUUACAUCAAGGUGGUUUAACGAAAGCAACGGAGAAAAUAUUAUCUCACUUCACUACCGUCUCACCGACUGAUGGUAGCAUUCGCGUUGAGCACUUUCAGGCUUUGAUGGCCUAUACAGAUGCAUAUUCCUACAUUACCGAUUUCUACGCCAAGAAGAAACCAGGACCCACGGUUUCGGAUAGUGUCAGAUCUGGAAAAAUCCUCGCGGAUAUCUCCGACUUGCCCAAGUCGGUUGUGGUCGCUCUUGCGCACUCCAUGCAGUACCUAUCCAAGUUUGGCCUCGCCGAUGCCUUUUUGGAAACUAACUUCUUCACCAAAUUCACGACGCGUGCUCACAUGCUACUGGCAGCCAAUACCCUUCAGAAUCUUGAGAUAUAUAGAAACGAGACGGAUUACACAACUCGCGGCUCCCUAAUGUGGAUUUUGGACCAUACGAAGACAAGGUUUGGAGCCCGAUUAUUGAGGUACUGGGUAGGUAGGCCCUUAGUCGAUAAAGUUGCUCUACAGCAACGAAUAGACGCAGUAGAAGAGAUUCUUGCAAGUUCUUCCGAAAAACUCGUCGGCCUCCGUCAAGUUCUCAAAGGACUCCCUGAUCUCGCCAAGGGCCUCUGUAGAAUACACUACGGCCAGUGUACUCCUCAAGAACUGGCGAUCCUUAUACGCGCUUUCAAAAAAAUCGCCGAGUCUGUAGGCGUCAUGGGGAAAUCGUCUGACGUCGGACUCGCUUCCAUGCUUUUGAACGACAUCAUAUUUUCGCUUCAAGAUGUAAAGGGUCCCGUCGCCGAUAUGCUGAGCAUUGUCAAUCUCAAUGAAGCAGCGGAAGGCAAGAAGGCUACCAUGUGGGUCGACCCCGAGCGAUAUCCUGAUGUUUUGGAUCGUGAUCUCGCAAUACUGCAGGUGGAAGCGGAGCUGGAAGACGAAUUGAAAGCGAUUCGGAAACUCUUGAAGUUUCCGUCCCUUCAAUGGAGUACAAUUUCGGGAGAAGAUUUUGUUGUGGAACUAAAGAAAAGCGAUCAUAGGCCAAUUCCUGAUGAUUGGAGUCGACUUUCAAAAACGAAGCAUUUGGAGCGUUACCAACCUUUAUCUGUAAAACACAAAGUUGAAGAAAGGAAUCAAGGACAAGAGAGCUUGAAAGCUGAGGCUCAUAAAGCAUAUCUCUCAUUCUUGGGUGAAAUCAGCGAGAAAUACUAUGGCGUACUGCGAAAUGCGGUCACCAAACUUGCCAUUGCCGAUUGUUUGUUCAGCUUAGCACACGUAGCUUUACUUCCAGGGUAUGUUAAACCAUGCCUUGCCGACAAAGAUGUCCUCGAGAUCGUUGACGGGCGGCAUCCGAUGGUUGAGGUCUUGCAGGAUAAUCCUUUCGUUUCGAACACUGUCCUUAUGGGAGGCUCUGAACCCAAGAAUAAAAUUAUCACAGGACCAAAUAUGGGAGGGAAAAGCUCUUCGGUACGCAUGGUAGCCCUUAUUGCUGUCAUGGCCCAGGUUGGUAGUUAUGUCCCUGCCGCAUCUGUCAAAAUCAAUCUACUGGAUUCUGUCCUUACACGAAUGGGAGCCUCUGACGACCUUGCGAGAGGACGAUCUACAUUUAUGGUGGAGAUGGCGGAAACGAGUGAAAUUCUGCAUACAGCGACGGAGAGAAGUCUAGUAAUUCUGGAUGAACUUGGGCGGGGGACCUCGACUUUUGAUGGGAUGGCAAUCGCGGAUGCUGUCUUGCAGCAUCUGGUGCACUCUGUAGGGUGCAAGACGCUGUUUAUCACGCACUAUCCCUCGAUAGCUCUGGGAUUGAAGAAGAAGUUCCCCAAGGCGAUUCAUAACCUGCAUAUGGGCUAUGAAGCUGAAACCAGCAUUGCUGGCUUUCGUGACAUUACAUUUUUGUAUCGUCUGACUAGCGGAAUUGCUUCAGAAUCCUUUGGUGUGGAAUGUGGUGCUCUCGCCGGGCUUCCAGAAAGCAUUUUGUCCGUCGCCGCCGAACAGUCAUCUCGGAUGAAAGAUCAAAUAAUAGCACGUACGAGACGCAAUAAGUAUGUCUGA